This is a messenger RNA of Lactuca sativa (garden lettuce), 737 nucleotides long. RefSeq lists its product as uncharacterized. NCBI's taxonomy places the organism in Eukaryota, Viridiplantae, Streptophyta, Magnoliopsida, Asterales, Asteraceae. Gene Ontology annotation, biological process: mitochondrial respirasome assembly. The record is from RefSeq and is a predicted model, not a curated record.
ACAUUUAUUUGGACUGGCGAUCAGUCAAUAAUCACCUCGAAGACGAAAACCAGCCAAACACCCGAAGGUUAGUUGCGGAUUUGCAAUUUUGCAAGAUCAACUUUUUCAAAACACGGCAACCCAACGUGACCUGAUCUUAUCCUAUCAGAUCGAUUCAAUUCCAUUGGAUUACUAUUUCUUGUCUUUGUGUUAAUCUCAAUCGAACAAGUAUGAAAGACAAGAAGUCUGCAAAAGCAAGCCUUCAACAUAAACAACAUCAGAACGGCCACUUUUCUCCAUUUAAGUUUGCGAAAUUGCUUGAUCCGGAAGCGUCUUGGGACAAGGACCAAUUAGGAGAUGUACUUCACUGGAUUCGGCAAAUUGUAGCUGUUGUAUGCGGGUUGCUAUGGGGUGCCAUUCCUUUGGUAGGGGGUAUCUGGAUUCUUGCAUUUCUGUUGAUUUCUUCUGGUAUCAUAUACGGGUAUUAUGGAGUCAUACUUAAGCUUGAUGAAGAAGAAUUUGGUGGACAUGGACCUCUUCUACAAGAGGGACUUUUUGCUUCAAUUACUCUCUUUCUGCUGGCGUGGACUCUGGUAUACAGCUUGGCACACUUCUAACUGUAAUCUCUUGUUUUUGUAUUCCCAUUAUUGAACUUGAAGAUCAAAUUUUUUAUUUCCUUGAUUGUGCAAUAUUUUUUAGUAGUUGGAUUUGGAUUUUGAAGUAAUUAAUUUGCUCUGAAUAUGAGCUUCUUGAUUUCA